This is a messenger RNA of Parascedosporium putredinis, 1161 nucleotides long. The record is from the annotation of a GenBank genome assembly. NCBI's taxonomy places the organism in Eukaryota, Fungi, Ascomycota, Sordariomycetes, Microascales, Microascaceae.
AUGGCGACGCGAUCCGUUUUUACCGGCCUGGGCCUCCGCGCUACGGUGCCUUGGUCUUGCUUCCGGGCUGUGGCCGGACGUGGUGCGAACCAAGCUCCACAAGUUCUCCAUCUCCCCUCCAUCCCCUCCUCCACCGUCCUGAUCCGCGCCCUCGCCGCGCCCAUAAACCCCGCCGACAUCAACACCAUACAAGGCACGUACGGGGCGAAGCCCGAGUUCACCACCGAGCUGGGCACGCAACCCGCCGCCGCAGUCCCCGGUAAUGAAGGCGUGUUCGAGGUGGUAUCUACGGGAUCGAGCUCCCUAGGGUUCGCCAAGGGCGACUGGGUGAUACCCUCCCAGUCCGGUUUCGGCACCUGGAGGACGCACGCGCUCGUCGAGGCCGACGCCCUGUUCAAGAUCAACAAGGAGGGCCUCACGCCCACCCAGGCCGCGCAGGUCAGCGUGAACCCCUGCACCGCCUACCGCCUGCUCCGCACCUUUGGUCCCGCCACGGGAGUCAAGGAGGGUCUCCCCAUGAACCACCUCGAGCCCGGCAGCGGUGCGUGGUUCAUCCAAAACGGCGCCAACUCGGGCGUCGGCCGCGCCGCCAUCCAGCUCGGUCGCAUCUGGGGCCUGCGCAGCAUCAACGUCAUCCGCGAGCGCGAGAUCCCCGAGGAGACCGAGGUCCUGCGCAAGGAGCUCAAGGACCUGGGUGCCGACGUCGUCGUGACCGAGUCCGAGUUCCUCACGCGCGAGUGGAGGGAGCGUCUCCGGGACAUUACGAACCACGGUCGCGACCCCGUCCACCUCGGUCUCAACUGCGUCGGCGGCAAGUCCGCCACCAACAUUGCCCGCUCGCUCUCCGAGGGCGGUGCCAUGGUCACGUACGGAGGCAUGUCGAAGCAGCCCGUCCUGCUGCCGACCGCCGCGCUCAUCUUCAAGGACGUGCGCUUCCUCGGCUUCUGGCUUUCCAAGUGGAAUAAGAAGGACCCCGCGGGAAGAAAGUACUCGAUCGAGUAUCUCUUGGAUCUGAUGAGGGAUGGCCAGUUCCAUGACGCACCUGUAGAGGAGGUCAAGUGGGACUGGGAGACGGGCGAGGCUGCUCUGAAGGAGGUGGCUCAGAAGGGGCUGGAAGGGUUUAGGGGCAAGAAGGGCCUGUUCCUCUUUGGAGAAACGUAA